CGCCCGGAGGAAACCCGCGCAGACCCAGGGAGAAAAUGCCAGCUCCACACAGACUGAGUGGGGAUCGAACACUCGUCCUCUGGCACAACCCAGGCGCUGCGAGACAGCAGUGCUACUCGCUGCGUCACCGGGCCGCUCUGUGUGAGGAAGCUCUGUUUCAGGUCGCCGAGUUGUCCUGAGCAGAGUCGUGGGUGUGUGCUUGUGUGCGUGUGUGUGUUUGCAUGAAAGGAUCACCAGGGUGGGGAGACGCUGAGAGGACACACUGCAACCCUUGUGGAGCUUGGGUGUAGCGAGGCCACAGCUGGACAAUUCUCCUCCUUGUCUGCUUACCUAUGCACACACACACACACACACACACACACACACACACAGAGCAGUGUGCUCUGUUAGUUGUAUUCUUCUCUUCACGCAAUCACGCCGCCUCUUCUUCCUCUUAGCGUGAGAGCGCUGUGUGUUUUAAACACCGUACCUCCGCUCACGGUCCCGCUCCUGGGGGCCGGCAGGGGCCGGCGUUCGGCUUAUGGGACAAGUAAACAGACGUAGAUGUUGAAGGCAGGGGGUGUGGUCUUCAGAGAGCCCUCAGUGUGUGCGUGCCUCUCUGUGCCUACGGAGCUCCUCACUUGGGCUGACAGCCACUUGGAGUGAAGACCCGGACAGGAAGGAUCGGCAGCGGCCGGUCGGACUGGUUUUGCACGACUGGGAGACCACUGCCUUGAGGUUCAGCCUGCGACGCCUUCCCUGGGCCUGGCUGCAGGCGCCGGCAAACCGCGGGUCUCCUCUAUGGCGUCGCCGCAGUUGAAGUACCUCUCGCUGGGGGUCCUGGUGCUGCAGACCACCUCUCUGGUGCUGACCAUGCGCUACUCGCGCACGCUGCCCUGGGAGGGACCGCGCUACCUGGCCUCCUCCGCCGUGGUCUCCGCCGAGCUGCUCAAGAUCCUGGCCUGCGUGCUGCUCGUCUUCAAGGAGAACGGUUACAGCAUCCAGGAUCUGAACAUGGUGCUCACACAGGAGAUUGUGAAGAAGCAUAAGGAGGUCCUCAAGCUGGCCAUCCCCUCGUGCAUCUACACCCUCCAGAACAACCUGCUGUACGUGGCGCUCUCCAACCUGGAUGCUGCCACCUACCAGGUGACGUAUCAGCUCAAGAUCCUCACCACGGCCCUCUUCUCCAUCUCCAUGCUGGGCCGGCGGCUCGGGGCGUACCAAUGGCUCUCGCUGGUCAUCCUCAUGGCCGGAGUGGCCCUCGUGCAGUGGCCCACGGAGGUGCCCGCAGUACCCGAGGAGAAGCAGAAGCAGCUGUCAGCCAGCUCCCAGCUGGUGGGUGUGCUGGCCGUGCUGGUGGCCUGUGUCUCCAGCGGCUUCGCAGGAGUCUACUUUGAGAAGAUCCUCAAGGAGACUAAGCAGAGCGUCUGGCUCCGCAACAUCCAGCUCGGGCUCUUUGGGCUGCUGUUUGGCCUCAUAGGGAUGUUCGCUUAUGAUGGAGAGAGCGUGAAGACAUCCGGAAUGUUCCAGGGCUACAACGUGCUCACCUGGACGGUGGUGGUCUUGCAGGCUCUGGGAGGCCUGGUGAUCGCCGCCGUCAUAAAGUACGCCGACAACAUCCUGAAAGGCUUUGCUACGUCAAUCUCCAUCAUCAUUUCUGCGGUCAUCUCCUUCUUCUGGCUGCAAGACUUUGACCCCACCAGAGUAUUACUACCAUUGUACAGUUGCAGAAAUGCAUUCAUAAACAGUCAUGAACGACCAGCAUGAAAAGGUGCCGAAAGACCUCGGCUGACGGAUCCCAGACGUACCGCCCGUCGGCCCAUACGCUCACGUUAUGUGUGGAAUGUGUGUAGGGCUGCCAAGAGGUUUCUGGACUAGUGCAUCCUCCUUGGAGCGGCUCCAGCUCAGGUGCGCAGGUGCGAACGGUCCGUGCCAUCAGCCGCUCCCCAGCAGCCUCUUACUCAAUGCAAACAGGAACCGGUCAAGGAUUCUGCGCUGGCAGCUUUAUUUACUGCAUACGUCCAAAGGUGACUUGUGACGGCCAAGAUAAAUGUUUUUUUUACUCGAGUGCUAUACGCCUCACCAUUCCUCGCAAAAUGUGCCCCGGGGGAAUGUUAAUCUGCACAAGCGGAUAAAUGACAAUCACAAUAUCACAAUGUAAUGAAUCUUCCCGAUACAUGUUGGGCCCCCACCUCACCGUGACAGAAACGGUUUCACGGGACUCCAGAAAAGUUCAGCGAAAUGGACCCCGUCUUCCCUCCAUUUGCUGCCCCCGAGUGACCCGACCCCAACACCCCCGUCUCUUUGUGUGUCCGGCAGCGUUUUCUUCCUGGGUGCUGUGCUGGUCAUCGCUGCCACCUUCCUGUACGGCUGUGAGAGCCAGUCGAGCCCCAACCCCAGCC
Molecule: messenger RNA, 2381 nt
Organism: Scleropages formosus (Asian bonytongue)
Lineage: Eukaryota; Metazoa; Chordata; Actinopteri; Osteoglossiformes; Osteoglossidae
Product: UDP-N-acetylglucosamine transporter-like
Exons: 8
Coding region: 781-1746 (321 amino acids)
Biological process (GO): pyrimidine nucleotide-sugar transmembrane transport
Cellular component (GO): Golgi membrane
Molecular function (GO): pyrimidine nucleotide-sugar transmembrane transporter activity
Source: RefSeq, a predicted model, not a curated record